Momordica charantia (bitter melon) is the source of this 1948-nucleotide messenger RNA. Its product is annotated as Transducin/WD40 repeat-like superfamily protein. Gene Ontology annotation, cellular component: nucleus. NCBI's taxonomy places the organism in Eukaryota, Viridiplantae, Streptophyta, Magnoliopsida, Cucurbitales, Cucurbitaceae. The record is from RefSeq and is a predicted model, not a curated record. Gene Ontology annotation, molecular function: promoter-specific chromatin binding; protein binding.
CGCCAUUGACGACAAUUUCAUUUCCUGAGUGGCGGUUGCCGUUGCCGUUGCCCGAACAGUCCGACGGAGCUCCGAUGAUUUCGUCACCUGAAAUUCAGUAAACAAUAUAAGCAAUUCAGUAUUGUUCGGGUCUGGAUCUGCCACACAUCAGCCGUCCAGUCAUCGGGAAAAUUGACGAAUCAAGCUGAUUUGAUUGAUCUUCGAUGGCGGACUCGUAGAAAGCUUCGUGACAAUGGCGGAGCAGAGGACCGAGGAUGGUAGCUCAACGAAGGAAGGAGGAGAGGUGGAGAAGGAGAAGGAGAAACAAAAGGAAAAUGUGGAUCCGGAGCUUUUCUGCUGCUUGCUCCAACCUGUGAGUAUUGGCGUUGAUCCGGACUAUGUUGGAAUUCGUCGUCUCCUACUCUAUCGGAAGGCUGAAGCCGGGGUUCUUCGUCGUAAAGACUGGAGGUGCAAUGAAAAAGGUUAUGUAGCCUUCCGAAAUUUCAUUCGUCGGCCAAGGAAUUGGGAAAGCUCGCAUGUACCAAGUCUUCAAAGCACUCCUGGAAACAGUGGAAGAUGGGCUCCUCCUCCAAGUGCGCUUGCUCUCUUGCAUGAGGUGGAGAGCUGGAGUUCUACCAAGGACUUACAGAGCCACCGAAGAUCAAGUUUUAGCUCAAGUGCAAGUGAUAAUGGUCAGCUACAUACUCGUAGAGUUGAGCUUGCAUAUUCUUUUGUAGGAAUGCAUUGUAUAUUUGAUCAAUGCAAUGCCUCUGUAAUGGUUUUGAAGUUUGGGCACAUGAGCUCUGAUCUAUUAGCAUAUGGGGCAUCAGAUGGAUCCUUGACCGUAUGCAAUGUCUCUGAACCAUCUUCAACCGUCAAGCAUUUGCUGGGCCAUUCAAAAGAUGUCACAGACUUUGAUUUUUCAUCAAAUAAUCAGUACAUUGCAUCAUCAUCCAUGGAUAAAACCGUUAGAGUAUGGGAGAUAUCAAAAGGAGUUUGCAUUAGAGUAAUCUAUGGAGUAUCUUCACAAUUGUGUAUACGUUUCCAUCCGGUAAAUAACAACUUCCUCUCAGUUGGCAAUGCAAAUAAGGAAAUCACGGUGUUUAAUUUCAGCACUGGGAGGGUUGUUACAAAAACAGUUCUUGAUGGCGAGGUAACCUCCAUGGACCAUGAUCACACUGGCCAGCUCCUUUUCUGUGGGGACGCUCAUGGAUAUGUUUACUCUGUGAGCAUGAACUCUCAUACAGGAGCAUUAUCACGUUCUCACCGCCAGUGGUGUAGUAGUCGGCGUAAAUCUCCUGUAUCUACUGUACAAUAUCGAAGCUUCUCUCUGCUGGCCAGGGGCCCUGUAUUGCUAACUUGCACUCAAGAUGGGAACUUGUCUUUCUUCAGUGUUGCUUUGGAAGUUCAAGGAUAUUUGACCCUCCGCUGCUCACUCAAAUUAGCUCCAAGGAUACAUAGCAUCCGUGCUUCUUUCUGUCCUCUACUCUCCCUUGAAAAAGGAGAGUACAUAGUUGCAGGAAGUGAGGAUUCAAAUGUCUAUUUCUAUGAUCUGACACGACCUAAACACACCUGUGUCAACAAGCUACAGGGCCAUCGGUUUCCAGUCAUAGCAGUUGCGUGGAACCAUGGGGAGAAUUUGUUGGCUUCCUCGGAUUUUCAUGGGACGGUAAUUGUAUGGAAGAGAUCAAAGAUGAGUUAGAAUAUAUGUGUGAAUAGAUUUUCUAAAUGGUUCUGUUGAUUAGUGAAUAACAUCAUUCUCCCUUUACUCCCAUUUUUUUGCCAGUCUUUUAUCAACUACAGAUCAUCAUCAGCAUAUCAUAGAAAGUGUUCUAUUUCUUUUUAGCCCAUUAGUUUUAGAAAGGGAAGUGACGAUAUUCUGAUUCCACCUCUCUGUAAUUACAGUGUAAUGUAACUAAUAUCAUCAUGUUGAAGUUUUGAAGUGAGUAAAUAAAAUGCUAUUGAUAUA